Dryobates pubescens (Downy woodpecker) is the source of this 3776-nucleotide messenger RNA. RefSeq names its product tripartite motif containing 37 (gene TRIM37). Gene Ontology annotation, biological process: protein autoubiquitination; negative regulation of centriole replication. Bases 165 to 3125 code for a protein of 986 amino acids. The transcript is spliced from 25 exons. The record is from RefSeq and is a predicted model, not a curated record. Gene Ontology annotation, cellular component: aggresome; peroxisome. NCBI's taxonomy places the organism in Eukaryota, Metazoa, Chordata, Aves, Piciformes, Picidae. Gene Ontology annotation, molecular function: ubiquitin protein ligase binding; ubiquitin protein ligase activity; zinc ion binding.
GCGGAGGGAGGAGCUGUCCGGCUCCCCGCGAAUGUGGCUGGGGCCGGAGCGCGGCCUCUGCCCUGCCCCUCCUGAGCGACCCUCACUCUUUUGCGGUUCGCUCCCAGGCAGCGCAGUAGGGAGAGGGCCGGGCAGACCCCCCCUCUUUCCCCGCCGGCGGAGCCAUGGACGAGCAAAGCGUAGAGAGCAUUGCUGAGGUAUUCCGAUGUUUCAUUUGUAUGGAGAAGCUGCGCGACGCGCGCCUCUGUCCGCACUGCUCCAAGCUCUGCUGCUUCAGUUGCAUUCGGCGUUGGCUGACUGAACAAAGAGCUCAGUGCCCACACUGUAGAGCCCCUCUCCAGCUACGAGAGCUCGUGAACUGUCGUUGGGCAGAAGAGGUCACGCAGCAGCUUGAUACACUUCAACUGUGCAGCCUCACAAAGCAUGAGGAGAACGAAAAGGACAAGUGUGAAAACCAUCAUGAAAAGCUUAGUGUCUUCUGCUGGACCUGCAAGAAGUGUAUCUGCCACCAGUGUGCUCUUUGGGGUGGAAUGCAUGGAGGACAUACAUUUAAGCCACUGGCAGAAAUCUAUGAGCAGCACGUCACAAAAGUCAACGAAGAAGUGGCAAAGCUUAGGAGAAGACUCAUGGAACUGAUCAGUUUGGUGCAAGAAGUGGAGAGGAACGUGGAGGCCGUGCGCAGCGCCAAGGACGAGCGAGUGCGGGAGAUCAGGAAUGCAGUGGAGAUGAUGAUUGCUCGCCUGGACACUCAGCUGAAGAACAAGCUUAUAACAUUAAUGGGUCAAAAGACAUCACUUACUCAAGAAACUGAACUUCUGGAAUCUCUGCUUCAGGAAGUAGAACAUCAGGUACGCUCGUGCAGCAAGAGUGAGCUGAUCUCCAAGAGUUCAGAGAUCCUGAUGAUGUUCCAGCAGGUUCAUCGCAAGCCCAUGGCCUCCUUUGUCACCACUCCUGUUCCCCCAGACUUCACAAGUGAAUUGGUUCCAGCCUAUGACUCAACUACAUUUAUCUUGCAGAACUUCAGUACCUUGCGCCAGCGAGCGGAUCCCGUUUACAGUCCACCUCUUCAAGUGUCAGGACUUUGCUGGAGAUUGAAAGUUUAUCCAGAUGGGAAUGGAGUAGUUCGGGGCUACUACCUCUCCGUGUUCUUGGAGCUGUCUGCUGGACUGCCAGAGACUUCCAAGUACGAGUACCGGGUGGAAAUGGUUCACCAGUCCACCAACGACCCCACCAAAAACAUCAUCCGCGAGUUCGCCUCCGACUUUGAGGUUGGGGAAUGCUGGGGCUACAACAGGUUCUUCCGGCUGGACCUGCUGGCCAACGAGGGCUACUUGAACAGGCAGAAUGACACCGUGAUCCUGAGGUUUGAAGUGCGCUCACCAACCUUCUUCCAGAAGUGCCGAGAUCAGCACUGGUACAUUGCUCAGUUGGAAGCAGCUCAGACAAGUUACAUCCAACAAAUAAACAACCUUAAAGAAAGGCUUGCCAUUGAGCUUUCCCGGACUCAGAAGUCACGAGGCAUUUCACCUCCAGACACCCAUCUCAGUCCCCAGAAUGAUGAUACUCCAGAAGCAAGAGCAAAGAAGUCUGGACAAAGCACUGAAGUCCUACUUGAGAACAUGGCUGCUCCAGGAUUAGUGCUAGAUAACAAGGAAGAGGAGGAGGAGAAGAUCCAGCAUGAAGACUUCAACCACGAGCUCUCUGAUGGGGACUUGGAUAUAGAUCUUGCUGGAGAGGAUGAGGUGAACCACCUGGAUGGUAGCAGCUCUUCAGCUAGUUCAACAGCAACUAGUAACACUGAAGAAAAUGAUAUUGAUGAAGAAACGAUGUCUGGAGAAAAUGAUGUGGAAUAUAGCAGUAAUAUGGAGCUGGAAGAAGGAGACCUCUUGGAGGAAGCAGCAGCAGCAGCUGCUGCUUCUCCUGGAGCAUCAGGUACUAGCCAUGGCUACACCAGUGCAAGUGGAAGACCUUCAAGGCGAGGAGGAACUGCCCUGGGCUCAACAACCAGUAGCAGUUUACUUGAUAUAGAUCCCUUGAUUUUAAUCCACUUGUUGGAUCUAAAAGACAGAAAUGGGAUGGAAAACCUUUGGGGCCUUCAGCCACGUCCACCUGCCUCUCUUCUGCAGAGCAGAGCCUCAUCCUACUCUCUAAAAGACCGCGACCAGCGGCGGCACCAGGCCAUGUGGCGCGUGCCGCCCGACCUGAAGAUGCUGAAAAGGCUGAAAACUCAGAUGGCUGAAGUGAGGAGCAAGAUGUCUGAUGUCAAAAACCAGCUCUCUGAAGUGAGAAGCAGCAAUGCUAGCUCCUGUGAUGGACAGCCCAGCUUCUUCUCCAUUGAGCAAGGUGCUUUAGCUGCCUGUGGAACAGAAAGCUGCAGCAAGCUGCAAGAGAUCGGAAUGGAGCUACUGACCAAGUCCUCAGUGACCAGCUGUUACAUAAGGAGUUCUGCAAGUAAGAAAGGUAACUCCCCCAAGCCUCUGCGCUCUGGAGCGGCAGGUAGCCUGUCCUUGCGAAGAGCCAUGGACUGUGGGGACAGCAACCUGCGGCUGAAGGCAGAUGGUCAGGCUGCUGAAGCUGGCAUCGGGAGCUCGAAGCUGAGCAGUCGCCACCACUCUGCAAGGCCCCUGGCUGGCAGCAGCGCUGCUGAGGCACUGCCCAAGCCAGAGGAGAGACCUUGUGAAGGGUCAGAUUCUGAUGUGGGAGUUUCUGGCUUAAAUGGCUUAGCUGCUGUAGAGAAGACCAGAAAAGCUGGUGCUCUAGGGUCCAGUUCUAAAGGUUGUCGAACGGAAGGAGGGCAGACAGGGGGUCUGGAAAGCGGCUCUGAAAGUGGUGAGCUGCAGGUUGUGCUUUCUGAAGGAGCUGCGGCAGCCCCAGAGGAAGCUGGGGUAUGUCAGAAGCAUGUCCUUCAUCUCCUACCAGGAAUGAGCAGCGACAGCGACAUUGAAUGUGACACAGAAAAUGAAGAGCAGGAGGAGGUCACCUCUGCCUCAGACAUGUUUAACCAGGCCUUCUCUGUCCAGUCCUCCAACGAAGCCUCAGAGCAGUGCUCACCAUUCCCAGAGGGUGAGCAAGCUGGUCCUGAUGAUCUCAGCUUUGUUACUGGAGAAGACAGCACCAGCAGGUAGAGGAAGACUCGGGGCCUGAAGACCUGCUGGCUGGUGUCCUUGGGAAGUUUAUUCACUGGAGCUUAGUCCGAGGCUGCUGUUCAUGGCUGUGUGCAUUCUCCAUCCCCUGCCAUCCUCACCUGGUUCUUCUGCUGUCGUCUUAAACCUGUUACCGGGGCACAAUGACCUCUGAAGGCCUUACAAUAAAGGUUGCAUUCCUGCUGGUUCUGCCAGCUUCAGAUGCUCUGAAAAAUGUCUAAAAGGUGCUGGAGCCCUGUUUUGGGCUGUGUGUCCUAUUGUGUCAUAGAAUAAGCACCACUGUGUGAAUGGUGGUGUGGCUGCUGAGCGCCACAGGCGCAGUAAGACAGCGCUGGGGUGGAAGGGCUGCUGCAGAAGUUGUUUUCCUCGGUUCCUGGUGUGGACCAACCAAACACAUUGCCAAACUGUGUGCCACUGUGCGUUGCAUUUUGAGCUGCUGAAGUUACUUGUGAAGCUAUGACAAAAGCUGAACAAAUUCUGGGCUAGUGACAGAGCAUGAGCACUGGUAAGCAGUUGCUGUCCUUGUCUCAGCUGGCUGUACCCUGUUCCCCUGUGGGAGUGCUCCACACUCAGUGCUGUACAACUCAUCCUUUUAAACUGUUUGCACUUUGGUAAUAAAAUGAAUGUUGAAAC